Molecule: messenger RNA, 2514 nt
Organism: Sceloporus undulatus (fence lizard)
Lineage: Eukaryota; Metazoa; Chordata; Lepidosauria; Squamata; Phrynosomatidae
Gene: LYVE1
Product: lymphatic vessel endothelial hyaluronan receptor 1
Exons: 6
Coding region: 149-1075 (308 amino acids)
Biological process (GO): cell adhesion
Cellular component (GO): plasma membrane
Molecular function (GO): hyaluronic acid binding; transmembrane signaling receptor activity
Source: RefSeq, a predicted model, not a curated record
CCUGCCUGUGAAAUAGGCAGUGGCUUUUCAGCAGCUGUCAAGAAAGGACCUCACUCCAACCUCACAAGGUGUGGCUCAGCAUCGCUUUAUCAGCACUGCAGACUGGGAAGUAACAGGGUGUGAAUCUCAGCACCUAGUGUUAUUGAUAAUGGCAUCUCAUUUUGGAAUUGCCUUCUUUUUCUUCUCAGUAUGGACUAUAAGCCUCACAAUACAGGACACUUUUCCUAUAAAAGAUAUUUACAUCGCAAAGUGCCGGAUUGCUGGAAUUACUCUUGUUUCAUAUAAGAAUCAACCUCUUUUCAACUUCACUGAAGCACAGGCAGUAUGCAGGCAGCUAGACUUAACACUAGCACAUAACUCUGAUGUAGAAAAAGCUUGGAAGCAUGGCUUUGAAACCUGCAGGUUUGGCUGGGUGGCAGAAAAAUAUGCUGUCAUUUCUCGGAUAACUCCAAAUGAAAACUGUGGUAAAAAUAAAACAGGAGUAGCCCUCUGGAGACUCUCAACAAACAGGAAAGCCUUUGCUUACUGUUAUAAUUCUUCAGAUACAUGGAUCAAUUCCUGCAUCCCAGAAACAGCUACAGCUGCAUCUCUAGACAUUUCAACGGAGAUGAACUUUACCUCCACAGUCUUGCCUCAAGACACUUCAGCAGUUGUUCACACAUCAGAGCCACCACAGACCAAAGUUCUUCAGAAGUUGUUUCGUGUUAUAUGCAUAACAGAGAUCAUAACAGCAAAACCAACAACUGAGGAGGCAAUAAUAUUUUCACCUGACAAACGAACUGCCUUUCAAAAUGAUGGUGUCCAGUUUGGAGGUGUACCCAUUGCUCUUCUUGUGCUUGCCCUCAUCUUUUUUGUAGCUUCAGUAGUUUUAGCUGUCUGCUAUAUCAAAAAAUACACGAAAACAUUUCCUUUUUCUAAAAAGAAAGAGAAGAAAGAAGAAAUUGAAACCAAGAAUAUCAAAGAAACAAAGACAAGUGGCAAAACUCCUGAGCAGGAACCAAAGAAUGGAAAAAAGGCAGAAGAACCUCAGCCCAAGCCUGGCCCACCUGUGAAAUGUUUGGAAGCAGAGGUUUAAGAAAUGAGAUCCAGAUGGACAGGCCUUAGAUGAAGAAAAGGCAGAAAUUAGCAAAUAAUUUAUAUAUGGAUAAUUGUAAAUACUGUCAAAGUCAAUGUGUCUAUAGUUCAUGCGCAAUACAUCUUACCUGUAGCUAUAACUUGUCGUUACAAAAUAUGCAGCUCUCGAAAGCAGAACUGUGUUUAUUUUUCAAUAACAACUAUGCACAUUUUAGGCCUGUUUGGCGUGGAUAAUAAGUACCUUGUUUUAGUGUCAGUAAUAAAAAAUAAAGAAUAAAUGCCAUAUAUUGGUCCAAACUAUGGGAGAAACCUUGUUUUUAACUCCUCUUCAAGCUAGGUUUCAAACAUAUGCAAAGAAUUUACAAAGAAUUCAGUGGACAAUCCUCCAUAUGUGAUUCAGAACAACCCCCCUCCAGAGAUUUUCUUGUUUGUGAUACCAGCUGUAACCCCCCCCCCAAAUGUACUACAGUUCUAGAAAUGACUACAGGUUGUCUCUUUCUGCUGCAUGUCUUAUUGCAGAAUUUCAAAAAUGGAAGUUAAAGUGGAACGGAGGGGAAAGCUCUGAUUCAUUGGGGGAAAUGGGCACACACUGUGAUAUACUGCCAAUCUUUAAUUUACCCAGUUUUACAAAAAUUCCCAGAAAGACCAGCUGCUCAUUACUUGAUAUUACUCCUUGAGGAUGUAGACUCUCAAAUAACUGAGAUCAUGGCUUGAUUCUGUGCAGCUAUCAUUGCUACACGCAGACAAAUUACACAGGACCAGACUUAUUGUUAAAUGUUGAAAACAGGGUGCUAGAAAAUAGGUCCCUGCAUCUUGGUGUGUGGGGUACUGCCUGUUUAUAUGCACUUUUAUAUUUUAGCUGAUUUUACUUAGGUGGACCAGCAUAUUUGUAAGUUUGUUUUUACUGGUUAAUACUAAUUAGUCAGUCUUUAAGAGAAAAAUGAGCUAAACACUCCUCUAUAGAUUUUACUUUGGACAAAUAGUCAUACACAGGUUCUAGGUUCCAUGCCACCUCCACCUUCUUGAGUUUUUCCAGACAUGCACCAAUACACAAAAUAUAGUCAGGGGACUUCAGAUUUGAAAAGCACUCUUAAAGUCAAGAUUGUAAAAUCUCACCGCAUUACUGUUUUUCAACAUGUUAUUUGCAUAUUAUAAAGACAACUGCAAUGCUUUGCACGUUGAUCCAGAAUUUGUCCCACUGUGUUUAAUGGAGCUUACUCUCUAGCAAAUGUUUGGUACUGCAGCACAAGAUAUCUCUGAAAAACUGGUAUGUUGUCAUAAUCAUUCAUCAUCACAAUUGACCGUAUUAUUUAUUAAAAUUGCAUUGAAAUUAGAUAAAGUAAGAGCUACACAAUUAUUUCUAUAAUUCACCUAAACUGGAUCUCACUGGCUAUGGAAGGUUUACCCACAAUGGAUGACUUAAUAAAAACUUCCAAAAUA